AUGAGUCGUUCCCAGGUGCUGUUGACCUUCAGGGAUGUGACCAUAGAUUUCUCUCAGGAGGAGUGGGAGUGCCUGGACCCCGCUCAGAGGGCCUUGUACCGGGAAGUGAUGAUGGAGAACUAUAGGAACCUGGUCUCCCUGGAGCCUUACAAAUGUAAUGAUUGUGGGAAGGCUUUUAGAGGAAGCUCAAACCUCACCAAUCAUCAAAGAAUUCAUUCUGGGCAGAAACCUUACAAAUGUAAUGACUGUGAUAAAUCCUUUAACCGGAUCUCACACCUCACUAGACACCAGAGGAUCCAUACUGGAGAGAAACCAUAUAAAUGUGAUGUGUGUGGCAAGGUCUAUAGUCAACAUUCAAAUCUUACAAUUCAUCAGAGAGUUCAUACAGGAGAGAAGCCUUACAAAUGUGAAGAAUGUGGCAAAGCCUUUACCGAAUUUGCAAAACUUACUAGACAUCAGAGAAUCCAUACCAGAGAGAAACCAUAUAAAUGUAAUAUAUGUGGCAAGGGCUGUAGUCAAAAUUUAAAUCUUGCACAGCAUCAGAAAAUUCAUAUGGGAGAGAAACCUUACAAAUGUAAUGAAUGUGGCAAAGCCUUUUCUGAUCAAUAUUCAAAUCUUAUAAUUCAUCAGAGAGUUCAUACAGGAGAGAAGCCUUACAAAUGUAAGGAGUGUGGCAAAGCCUUUAUGGAGGGUUCAAGCCUUACUCAACAUAAGAGAAUCCAUAGUGGAGAAAAGCCUUACAAAUGUAAAGAAUGUGACAAAGCCUUUAGCCAGUCCUCUAACCUUGUCAUACAUCAGAUGAUUCAUACUGGAGAGAAGCCUUACAAAUGUGAUGAGUGUGGCAAAGCCUUUAAUGUGUGUUCAAGCCUUGUCCGGCAUCGAAGAAUCCAUACUGGAGAGAAAACACUGUGA
Puma concolor (puma) is the source of this 912-nucleotide messenger RNA. Lineage: Eukaryota; Metazoa; Chordata; Mammalia; Carnivora; Felidae. The record is from RefSeq and is a predicted model, not a curated record.